AGCUGCGGGAACCCACAGCAAUGGCGGACUACCAUUUCGUAUACAAGGAUGUGGAAGGAGCCUCGACGCAGUGGGACGACAUUCAGAGGAAACUAGGAAAUCUUCCCCCGAAGCAGCCGGCGUUCAAGCCGGCGCCUUUCACGCCGGUCGAGGACGACGAAUCCAAGCCGAAAGACAAGGCCUGGAUCGACGAGAAAACUGAGGAAGAGCUUGAAGAUCUCGAGGAUGAUCUCGAUGACGAUCGCUUCCUCGAAGACUACAGGAAGAAGAGGUUGGCCGAGAUGAGAGAGGCAGCCAAAAUUGCAAAGUUUGGUUCAGUAAUCCCAAUAUCUGGAUCUGAUUUUGUUCGUGAAGUUUCACAGGCUCCUCAAGAUGUUUGGGUGGUCGUGUUACUGUAUAAAGAUGGAUACCCAGAGUGUAGGCUGCUUUUGCAAUGUUUAGAAGAUUUGGCUAAACUAUAUCCUGCAACUAAGUUCGUCAAAAUUAUAUCUACUGAGUGCAUUCCCAACUAUCCCGAUCGUAAUCUUCCCACUAUUCUGGUGUACAACAGUAGUGCCGUUAAGGCAACUUAUGUGGGAAUACAUAGUUUUGGUCGGAGGUGUACUCCUGAAAGUGUUGCCUUAGUUCUGUGCCAGUCAGAUCCUGUGCUCAAUGAUGGGCAUGGCGGAGAGCAAUCCACAGAAGCUGUUCUUAAAGGGGUCAGGAAGAACUUUGUGGAGAGGGUCAUAAGAGAGCACGAAGAUGAUGAUGAUGGGUCUUCCAGCGAUUGAUCUAUGUAUUAUCUUUCUCCUUUAGGGAGAUUUUAAACCCUGAAGGUGCAUCACCUUGGUUUGUAGGUCUUAGGGAUGAGCAUCAUCUCUCUUCAGUUGUUUAUAAGAACUUAUUGUAUUUUGUAUCCAUUUUCUUUCUUAAUUUCAUUACUCUCGUGAAA
Molecule: messenger RNA, 931 nt
Organism: Sesamum indicum (sesame)
Lineage: Eukaryota; Viridiplantae; Streptophyta; Magnoliopsida; Lamiales; Pedaliaceae
Product: Thioredoxin superfamily protein
Biological process (GO): protein folding
Cellular component (GO): cytoplasm
Source: RefSeq, a predicted model, not a curated record